Messenger RNA from Pelobates fuscus (common spadefoot toad), 2340 nucleotides. It is a transcript of the gene ELL3, whose product is annotated as elongation factor for RNA polymerase II 3. Gene Ontology annotation, biological process: snRNA transcription by RNA polymerase II; transcription elongation by RNA polymerase II; positive regulation of transcription elongation by RNA polymerase II. Gene Ontology annotation, molecular function: cis-regulatory region sequence-specific DNA binding. Lineage: Eukaryota; Metazoa; Chordata; Amphibia; Anura; Pelobatidae. The record is from RefSeq and is a predicted model, not a curated record. The coding region runs from base 48 to 1817 and encodes 589 amino acids. The transcript has 12 exons. Gene Ontology annotation, cellular component: transcription elongation factor complex.
CUCUCCCGGUCCCCUGCUCUCCCCGUGCUGGGCUGUCAGUGCUCACCAUGUCUCGGCCGGAGGAGGAUCUGAGCGGGACUUUACCUUACCGGACCGAGCCGCGGAGGAGCCCUAGGCUUAGCCUCUACCACCUGAAACUGACCGACUCGGCUCUGCGCUGCCUGCGGGACUUCCAGCGAGGACAGGGUUCUGGAUCUUUGCUACCUCAACCUGUGAUCACCUUUCAAGGCAACCAAGGGUACAUCAAGAUUCCUUCUCCCAUCUCUGGCUCAGAGGACCGUGUUCAAAUCUUUUCCUUCUACCUCUCUAGAGAGAGUAAAGAUAAACCUCAAUCAAGCUUUGAGUGCAUUCGGCAGGGCACCUUAUGGUCAGGGGAGAAAAAGUUGAGCUGUGUAGGAAGCAUACAAGACAAGAUCACUGUUUGCGCUACAGAUGAGUCAUAUCAGUUAACGCGUGAUCGAAUGUCUCAGGUGGAAAAGGAAACAUGGAGUAGGACCGCCAUUGAGAUCAAACCUGGCGCAUCAUAUAGAAGUAAAUGUGUGAAGAUUCCAAGUAAGAACAGCAUGGAACAUGGUAAAGAGGGUUCUCCUUGCAACCGCCAUCCAACUGUAUUUUUAACACCAGCAGCCAAGAAAUGUAACCGGGUUAAUGGUGAGCACAGACCUCUCCAAGAAUGGCUAAUUCAUCUUCUGGCCAUCAAACCUCACCGGAAACAGGAUGUUGUCCUGCGAUUAGAAAAAGCCCAUGCGCUUCCCAAGGAACAGACAGAACUACAGUCCACACUGGAUAUGGUAGGACGUUUGAGUGCUAAAGAUGGCAGCUACAGUCUAAGAGAGGAACUUUACUGCCAGGUACAGAGAAAUUGGCCGGGAUAUACCCCUGAGGAGAAGCAGCAUAUGGCAGAUAUUCUUUCCAGGAAGCAACACAACAUUUCCUCAUCACGGAAUUGUCUGACAACAAACCCAGCUGCCUCUUCUCAUCCUAAUGGCAGGGUCAGGCCUCCUGAGGCAAAAAGACCUGCAUCCACAGAGACCGCACAAAAUGAGAAUUGCAAAAAAACAAGAGGUUUAGACUUGGACAGUCGACGAAAAGAUGAAAAAUACUCUAAAAUUGUCCCAGAUAUGAACUCUAUGAACUCUAAGAGUCUAGACAAAUCUUCAGUGUCUGAAAACCAUCAUCACAAAACACAGGAUACCCACAGAACAGUCUGCAAAAGCCAACACAAAGAGCCAGAAAGAGGACCGAAGCCCUGCAAUGUGCCUGACACUGUGAAGACAAAGCAUCGAGAAGCCACAUCUCAAGUGCACAAAAUGACUGAAUGGUGUAAAGAAAGGAAGAGGGAACACGACUCCAGUGAGGAAGCGGAAGAAGAUGAUGAUGAUGAGUGGGAGGAAGAGGCUCUUCUACUAGAACGAUGUCUUGGCUAUGCAGAAGAAAAGCAGCAGUUUAAUGAGUCAUCACCAGCUUCUGAAGAGGCUCCAGAUUAUAUAAAGAAGUACAGCACAAUUACAUCCCCAGAGCAGCAGAAAAUGUAUGAAGAUGACUUUGCAUCUGAUUACACAGAGUACCUGGAACUCCAUGCAAAGAUUGGCAAAGUGCUGGACAGAUUUGUAUAUCUAGGGUCCAAAAAGAAGAAACUUAAACCUGGAACUGUAGAACAUAAGGUGAUUGAAAAUAAGAUUCUUACUGAAUAUAAAAAGUUAAAAAAGACCUACCCUGGUUACAGAGAAGAGAAAUCCCGCUGUGAAUACUUGCACCACAAACUGUCACACAUCAAGUACCUGAUUCUGGAAUACGAAAAAAAUAAGCCAACUUAGCUGUAUGGAUUAACAGAACCAGGUCUUUUAAAACCAUGCAACAGGAACUUGCAGAAUGCCUCAUUAACAGUUAAACCAUUGUCGCCAGGAAUGAAAUGACAAGCCCUCUGUAAAAAGGUGCCAUCAGAUCAACCAUGAAGAUGAUCACAACUGCUGCCUUACUCUAUAGACAUAUGGAUGUGUACAGACUGGUACAGUAGAAGAUUUAAUGUGAAAUAGGGUCUACGCGACUGAUUAAAGAUUUUUGCUUUGAAGAAGGAAAAUUAAAUAUUCUACAAUAUUGCAAAAGUCCACAGCUUUACUUCAAUCUUGCAUUUGCCAAAUGCUUACAGAACUAGGAUUUGCAAACAAUGUCCUUUUCCAGCAAACAGCAAGUAGUGAAUGGUCACCCUACCAAAGAACAUUCAGCAGCACUCUGAGAAUAAAGUGUAUUGUCCAGCAACAAGCUUUUUAGGAUAGUGUACCAUUCAAGUAAUUCAAUUUAAUCUAAACAUUAACAAGUCAUUAUGCUAACACAAUGUUU